This is a messenger RNA of Priapulus caudatus, 1533 nucleotides long. RefSeq names its product protein Flattop homolog. Gene Ontology annotation, biological process: cilium organization. The coding region runs from base 23 to 379 and encodes 118 amino acids. The transcript is spliced from 4 exons. Lineage: Eukaryota; Metazoa; Priapulida; Priapulimorpha; Priapulimorphida; Priapulidae. The record is from RefSeq and is a predicted model, not a curated record. Gene Ontology annotation, cellular component: ciliary basal body.
AGAUCAAUAAUCUGGGAACACAAUGGCUUACCACUUUAGCGCAAAUCAGUACGAAAAGGAAUUCAAUUCUAAAAGACUGCAAAACUGGGAACUCCCAAAAAAUCAGAAGGAGAGGCCAAGAACUCUGCAAGGCUUCACACGGGUUAUUGUCAACGAUAGAGGUCACCUGCUCUCACAUAUAUCUCAAUCGCCUCGUUCACCUUGGGGAGAAUUUGUAGCUACAGAAACCUCAGUCUUUCAAGCACCCAACUCCCGGAAACUAAGGGAACCCCUGUACAGUGCACGUUGUGAAGAAAAAUCUACAAAAAAAGUGAACACGCAUAUAUAUAUAUAUUUAUAUACACAAAAUUUAAACUGUAAUCAAUCUACAGAAAAUUAAAUGACCCAAUCAUGCUAGUAUUACCAGAUUCGAAUGAAAGCACUGAAUUAAACAGUCGACAGAGAAAAACGGUAAUGUGCAAGGCCUUUCAGUUGAUUGCACCAUAACUCCAUCAUCGAUUAGACUAUUAUUGAUCUGCGACUCCGAGCAUCCGUGAAGAACGUUUAACACGUACACCUGGUGAAGGUCAGCCGCCGGCUUCGUUAGCAUGCAGCUGCUCAGCAUCACGUUGUUCGACUUUGUGUUCAUCCUCGUCUUGGGCAUGAUGCGUCACUAUGCAGACCAUCAGCGUCUGCCCACGCUGCUUAUCCAGUUGUUACACGACUAUGACAGUGAGACGGCGCUGGUGACUGGGUGGGCGUGCCUGUGCAUCGUUGCCGCAGGAGAGAGUAUGUCCCUACAUGAAUUCUUCGCCCUGCUUGUGCUGUACUAUGCUUUCUUUGAGGACAAGCUGGUGGUGGUGAGAACGGCUAUAUCAGUAUGACGGGACCUAUCCAGAUCUUCAUUACCAUUUGCUUGUGGAUAGCAAUGAAUGUGAAUAUCUACAUCGAUCCUCAAUAAAUGUGGAGUGAGAUUCGUGGAAAACCGUGUGAAAGCAAAGGCGUGGCUGGUAAUUUUGAAGGCUUAUUGGAAAUAAGAGCUUUGCUGAGAUCAUGUGGCUCCUGAAAAUUUAUUGGGCUAGAUUUUAACGAGAAAUAUACCAAUAGGUGUUUAUACGUAACUGCAGUCAUGCAUGUUUACAAUUGUUCUAUGAUUAUAAUAUGUCAAAAUUUUAAUAAGCUGAUCAUGUAAUACAUACAAGCAAAUUAUAGAUUAAUAUAUAUGUAUCAAUCAAUCUCUCAUCCCUCUCUCCUUUCUGUCUGUCUGUCUCUCUCUCUCCCAUAUAUAUAUAUAUAUAUAUAUAUAAUGAUAUGAUCUGAGCACGUGUGAUUAUAUGUCGCGUUAUAUUAUAUAUGAUUUUUUUUAAAUCGUGUAAAAAAGUUUCUAUAGAAUGGGUGCAUCACAUUUUGAAAUUUAACUAGCUAGAUAACAGUUAUUAUGCACUACAUCAUCAGGCGAUAUAAAUCGGAAGAUUUAAUUAGUUGAAAUAAAUGAUGACUUGAUAUAACAUUAUAACUUGUAAAAUUAUAUGCAUGAUUGAGAAUAAAAUGCUA